This is a messenger RNA of Humulus lupulus (European hop), 627 nucleotides long. RefSeq lists its product as uncharacterized. Lineage: Eukaryota; Viridiplantae; Streptophyta; Magnoliopsida; Rosales; Cannabaceae. The transcript has a single exon. The record is from RefSeq and is a predicted model, not a curated record. The coding region runs from base 1 to 627 and encodes 208 amino acids.
AUGCCAAAUUACGUUAAGUUUCUAAAAGAUAUUUUGACGAAAAAAAGGAGGCUGGGAGAGUUUGAAACUGUUGCUCUCACAGAAGGUUGUAGUGCCAUGUUGAAGAGUAAAAUCCCUCCGAAAUUGAAGGGUCCUGGUAGUUUUACGAUCCCAUGUUCUAUUGGGGGACGAGAUGUAGGAAGGGUAUUGUGCGACUUGGGCGCAAGUAUUAAUCUCAUGCCGAUGUCUAUUUUUAAGAAACUUGGUAUUGGUGAAGCACGGCCUACAACUGUGACAUUACAGCUGGCAGAUAGAUCCAUGGCCCAUCCGGAAGGGAAAAUUGAGGAUGUGUUAGUACAGGUGGACAAAUUUAUAUUCCCAGCCGAUUUCAUUAUUCUGGAUUAUGAAGCAGAUCGAGAAGUACCAAUUAUUUUGGGACGGCCGUUUCUUGCUUCGGGUCGAACAUUAAUCGAUGUACAAAAUGGUGAACUCACUAUGAGGGUGAAUGAUCAGCAAGUUACAUUCAAUGUGUUUAAUGCCAUGAAAUUUCCAGAUGAAAUCGAAGAAUGUUCUAGUUUGAAUGUGAUUGAGACACUUGUGGCUGAGACUUUCAACAAGGAAAUUUGCACAGCUGAGUUGGGGGUAUAG